AAUGGAAACAAACCAAGAUCUCGGUCGAGCUUUUCACGGUGAAGACAGGCUCACUGCAUUGCCUGAUGUGCUCCGUGUUCAAAUCUUGAGCUUGCUUCCUUGUCGCUAUGCUGUCAGAACUGGGGUUCUGUCCAAAAACUGGAAAAUUUUAUGGAAGCAAAGAUUCAACCACACAACAACACUGAAAUUUGGACGUAAAUACCAGAACCCUGCAAAUCAACAAGAACUAGUGAAUGAGAUCCAAAACUACAUGUUAGCACAUGAAAACAGAAAGAUUGAGACCUUUCACCUCUAUUUCCAUCCCGAUACCUUGAAUCCAGAGACAGUUUGCAAUUGGAUUGAACGAGCCAUUGAAAAUGGUGUUGAGGAAUUAUAUCUAGACUUCUCCCAGGGGAUUGUAAGCUUGAAACCAACAGGCAAACUUAGAACUGGGAGAAAGAAGUUUAAGCUCCCCGAAAGUGUGUUUCAAUUCAAUAGAUCUCUAACCAGUCUGAGCUUAAGUUUUUGCACACUGACAGGUAGGUAUCAGUUUGGAUACUUUGAUUGCCUUGAGCACUUACAACUCCAAGGAAUCAAUUUAAAUGAUACCAUGUUGGUGAAGGUGCUCUACAACUGCCCAAAACUACAGUCUUUGGAGUUGAGAGAAUGCAUGUCAUUGAAAUAUGUAGAGGACAUAGGUUCUUAUUCUCAAAUCAAGAAGCUCACAAUUGUGCACUGUCCCAAUAUAGAAGUGAUUGAUAUCCUUGCUCCUCUGCUUCAUUCAUUCCAUUUCUUAGGGAAAUUCCCUAGAAAGUUCACUCUGGCUGUUCCUUUCCUAUCGGAUUGCAUCAUAAUGUCAACUCUAAGGGAGUACGAGCAGAUAACAAACAAUUGGGAAGUUACACUUUUAAAACAUGACAGUUUACAGGUGCUGACAACCUGCAGCUCAAGCCUUCAGCUCAUACUUGGAUCUGGAAAGAUAGUGGGGGCAAGCUUGAAGAAUCUUCAGGAGCUGCAGCUGUGCAUGGAGAAUUUGAGAAGUAGUGAUCUGUUGAAUAUAUACAAACUCUUUAUGAGGUACAAGCUUCAACAGCUAGAGACUCUAUUCAUAGAGCUUCCGACAUCCUGGUCAGAUCCUGAUCUGGAGCUCGAUAUGGUACAAAAGAACCCUCCAGUGCUAAAUUUGCGCAAUCUGAAGAUUAUAAAGCUCAACAAUUUCAAAGGGCACAUAAAUGAGCUUUUUCUGUUAGAUUUUCUAUUGCAGAAUGCCGUCAGCCUCGAGCUUAUCGUAUUGGCAUUUGCUCAUGAAUAUGAUAGGGCUGGCGGUAAUUCCGUUAGACUGUUUAACCAGCUCAGUCAGAACCCAAGGGCAUCACCAACUGCUAGGAUGAAGCUAACGUACACUUCAUUGGAUGAGAAUAAUACACUGAAACCAGCACAUUCAAAGCAUCGUUCUUUAAAGAUAUUUAUGUUCUUGGUUUCUGUUGUUAUAAAGUUUGCAUGUUAUCGCUAUGCUGUGGUGAGAACUCUUUUGAGAGGAAAGUCGGAGAAAGACAUUAGCAGUGUUCUUUCCAGUAAAACAAUUGGACAAAACUUAUAUUACACCAAACUUGGCCUUUAUCCUUUAUAUCUUGAAAUGCAUUUUGGAACGGACUAA
This is a messenger RNA of Asparagus officinalis (garden asparagus), 1636 nucleotides long. RefSeq names its product putative F-box/LRR-repeat protein At5g54820. The coding region runs from base 2 to 1636 and encodes 544 amino acids. Gene Ontology annotation, molecular function: protein binding. NCBI's taxonomy places the organism in Eukaryota, Viridiplantae, Streptophyta, Magnoliopsida, Asparagales, Asparagaceae. The transcript has 6 exons. The record is from RefSeq and is a predicted model, not a curated record.